AUGCCGUUCUUUCCAACCGAGCGUUUUCGGCGCUGGGAAGACGAUGGCACCGGCACGCUGUGGAAGCGGUUCCCAGAAUCAGAGGGCGUAUUCCUUGGCCGCCGCUAUGUUGCGGGCGCCUUGAGAUUUUUGCGUCCGGUGCGGGGUGCGUCGAGCGCCGGGUAUGCCAUCAUCAUCGCGGAUGGCAAUGGCGGCUACGUGCAGGUUGCUGAUGCCCACGAGGAGACCGACUUUUGCGAGAUGCUGCAAAAGCUGAACUCCACGGCAUGUGACGUUAUGGCUGUGGCCAUGACUUGCGCGGACCAAAUGCAGCUGCUGCACAGGGUGAUCGAGAAGGCCAAGCAGGUCCCCCAGCCUUCCGCUGCCAUGGCCCACGAGCUUUCUGAGAUCGAAAAGCUGGAGAGGACUUUGAAGCAGAGGGACCGGGAGCUCGCGGAGUCUCAGCGAAAGUUGCGGCAGCGGGAGGCUGAGCUCCGGGAUGCCAAGGAGCAGUUGCUGCUCCUGCAAGGUCGGCUGAGCCGGCGCCAGGAAGCAGAGGAGGAGUUUGUGGCCGGUGCUGCGGUGGAAGCCCUGAUGACGGCCGAUCCGGUCGGCUCGAAGCGAAGCGGGCCGUUUGGCGUGCCUUCGCGGCCGAGUCUGGGGCCGUGCCAACCCCCCGAAGCGAAUCUGAAGGACUUGCUGGAGGUGGAUGGGGACUUGUCGGAGGUGCUGCUGCGUGGCAGGGUCUUCAGGGAGAGCCCGGCAAUGGGCUUUUGGCAGCUGGCGAAGGCCAGCUACAACCACCACAGCAGUGGCCACGUGGAGGAGGACGGCAAGCUGUGGCUCGUGGUGGCUGAGGUGCAGCGCACAAACACGCGGGUCAUCGCCCGCGAGAGCUCUCCGGGCGCGGUGGAGCUGGGGUUUCGUGGCACGGUGUCUGAGGAUUCGGGCGGAGCGUCGCAGGCCAACUGGGCCUCCAACCUGGACUCCGAACUGGUCAGCCUAGAUCCGAGGUUCCACCGAUCCAAAGUCGGAAGUCCCCCGAAGGUCCACAAAGGUUUUCAGGAGGCCUACGGUGCGGUGGCCUCGCAGGUCGUCGCCUGGCUGCGCGGCGUCGGACGCGGCAGGGACGUGCGCCGGGUGCGUUUGGCGGGGCACUCGCUGGGGGGGGCGCUGGCCACCUUGGCGGCGGUGCACUUGGCAGAGGAGUUCAACGUGGAGGUAGUGGUCACAUUUGGCAGUCCGAGGGUGGGUGCUGAGGACGACUUCAGAGAGCUCUACGCUCGCCUGGGCUUGGCGCGGCGCACGGCGCGCUUCUGCAACGCCGGGGAUCCGGUCUGCCGCGUGCCACUGGAAAGGUGGGGCUUUGUGCACGUGGUGCAAGAGAAGGCUUUGGGAAGAGCACUGCCGUUGCUGGGGCUCCACCCAGACAGCCACUCCAUGGAGGGCUCCAAGUCCUACUUCCGCACCUUGCGCGAUGCGAUCGAAGGCCCAGCCUUGUGCUCCAAGACGAUGAGUGCUGCCUGUGCUGUGUCCACCGUUGUGGAGGUGGCUGUGGCUGCCCGGAACACGCCGGCGACACUCGAAGGGGGUCUGCGCUUGGCCGGAGAACUGCUCAUCAAGCCGCUGAUCUCAGAAAAGAUCGCGAUGGCGGCGGAUGUGUGCAGGAUGCGCCAGGAGAUGAAGGUCGACAUAGCGCAGGUGCGCGCGGACUGCUCUGCGCUUGUGGAAGGCAUGAACCGCGCCGAGCGGAGGCUGCAUGAGGCCAUCAGAGAAACCCAGCACUGGACGUGGCUCGUAAGCUCGGUCUCGGUCGCUGAGACCAUCGACAGGCACAUGAUUGACCUGCCGCCAUGGAGCCGGGCGGGCUCGGGCAGUGCUUGGUUCCUGAUGCUCACAGAGCGCAGAGACCAGAUGCUGAAGGCGGCUGAAGCGGAGCAAGCAGACCCAGGAUCACAGCUCGCCUCCCAUUUCCUGAAGCUGUUUUUGCGGAUGGGGGAGCUGGUGGUGCUUGCUAUGCGCCAAACUGGAGCCAGCGACAAGGCCGUGGAGAGGGAGGCGGGGGCCUUUCGCAGCAAGUGCCAGGGGUUCUUGCACGCGGAUUGCGUGGUAACCUGGGCGGAGGUGGUGGCAAGUCUGCAGAGCCUUGGCAGUUCCGGCCACAUGUGGCACGGGCUGCCCUUAGCUCACUGGAGCGCUGCGGCCAAAAACGUGCUGGAGGAUCCCUCAAGCCUUCAACUCGACUUCAAAGAGGUUUUGGAGGACAGUUGGUUCAAGGAUCUUCUUUCCAGCAGCCUUUUUCAAUAUCCCUGGACCACUUUGCGCCUGAACAUCGCGAAGCAGAACUUCCUCACGGACGCGAGCUUGGAGGCCCUGGCCGACAAGCUGCCACCGAGCCUCACUGCUUUGCACUUGCUGUUUCGCAGCAACAUCAGCUUUACGGAUGUUGGGCUGCAGAGGCUGGCAAGCAAACUGCCGUCUUUGACUCUCCAGAGCCUGCGCUUAGACUUCCACUCCAAUCAGCAAUUCACCAACAAAGGGUUGCUGGACUUGGCGAAGUCUCUACCAGAGGACCUUAAGGCUCUGCACUUGAACUUUCACCACAACACCAACUUCACGGAUGAAGGGCUUCAGAAGUUAACCAGCAAGGCGCGGAGCCUGGUGUCCAUGCACCUAGGCUUCCACUCCAAUCAGCGGUUCACAGACGUGGGGCUGCAGGGGCUGGCAAGCCAGCUGCCACCGAGCUUGGCGGAGCUCUAUUUGGAUUUUGGCUCCAACGAGAACUUUACGGAUGCGGGCCUGCGGGGACCAGGCGACACUUCGCAUCUGGACUUCUAUUACUCCAUGGACUAUGGGGCGGGAUCCCCCCGGGGGCUGGCAGACUGCCUGCCACCCAAGCUGACCAACCUGCACCUGGACUUCGGGUGCAAUGCGAACUUUUCGCCGGCGAGACGCGAGUUCUUGAGGCUUGUGGAUGUGGCUCAAUCUUUGCAGUCUGGGAGGCAGAACGAGAGCCAACACAGGGCCACUGCCAGACGCAGGAGCCUCGCGCGAGACCCGGGUCCUCGACGCUCCCAGCUUCGAGGAGAUGCUGGCGCUCUCAAAGGCUGGCCAGCGCAUCCUCCACAGCCUGGAGGACAGGCAGUCUUCAGCUGCCAAGUGGAGUACCUCGCUUGGAUUCAGAAUCCAGGCCCGAAGAGUAGGAAGACAGCGCUGGAGCAGGGCGAGGAGAUGCUGGCAGAGCAAGACGCCCUGGACGAGCGGGAGCGGCUCGUGAGAUUGGUGAAGUCAAAAUCAACGCCGCCAGAUCCGUUCAGGAGCCACAUCGCCGGCAACAUCAAGCAGCGGCUUGUCGAGUCAGCGCACCACGACUCAAAGGAGGGGCUGGCCAUCAACCAGAGAUGCUUGAACAUCCGCAAGCAGCUGGCGGGCAUGAUCAACGCACGCAAGGAGCUGGCAUCACUGCGCGCCAAGGUGCAUCUGAUGGUGGAGGAUCAGUUCCUGCCGCGACAUUGGGACGGAUAUCCUGAGCAGAUGCAGCUGGAUUAUUUUUGA
This is a messenger RNA of Effrenium voratum, 3534 nucleotides long. NCBI's taxonomy places the organism in Eukaryota, Dinophyceae, Suessiales, Symbiodiniaceae. The record is from the annotation of a GenBank genome assembly.